Molecule: messenger RNA, 2130 nt
Organism: Fusarium pseudograminearum CS3096
Lineage: Eukaryota; Fungi; Ascomycota; Sordariomycetes; Hypocreales; Nectriaceae
Exons: 6
Coding region: 1-2130 (709 amino acids)
Biological process (GO): DNA-templated transcription; regulation of DNA-templated transcription
Molecular function (GO): zinc ion binding; DNA binding; DNA-binding transcription factor activity, RNA polymerase II-specific
Source: RefSeq, a predicted model, not a curated record
AUGGACGACAACGGAGCUUCUGGUCGUCUACGCCCUCUACUACCCGGACCAGCUCGCGAUGGCCCUUCUGGCUCCAAGCCUCCAUUCAAUGUUGACAUUCCCAGACGAAGUUUUACCAAGAACGCCUGCCAAAGUUGCAGACAGCGCAAGGCAAGGUGUGAUGGCCAAAAACCCAAAUGCUCAGCUUGUACUAACGGUGGGCGCGAAUGCCAAUAUGUCAUUCGCCCUUUUGAGGCUGAGGUUGCCGUCCUGAAGAGGGAGAACGAAGCACUAAAGGAGAACCUGACCGGGCAUAAGAACCUUUACUCGUCUCUGAUGACCCGGGAGCCUCACGAGACAGAUGAGAUUCUGCGAAUGAUACGUGCUGGACAGGACGUCAAGACGGUCACUGGAGACAUGCAGGGAGUGGAUGCGACAAUGCAGAGCAAUACCUCUACGAUAUCCAGACAACAGAUGAAUCCUCUAAUACGGAACAACAGUGCCAACACUUCCAACAGCACUAAUACAUCCGGAAGCGCCAGCUCGCCUAGUCUAUUUGCUACGUACGCGAGCUUUUCUCAAACACAACAACCUAGACUCACGGCCCUGCACGACCACCCUGAUCAUAUCUUUGAGGAGGGCUGGCGAGAUACCCAGCGAAGAUUUUCGGACGACGUAUUCGUUGAUCUCCCAGGAUAUACACUGCCGAUUUCACGAUGGACAAGCGCAAGCCAAGAUGACAAGCUCUUGAGCCACUUGUUGUUGCUAUUCUGGGCAUGGGAUACUGUGUGUAACCGCAUUAUUGACCGAACCAUUUUCGAGGAAGACCUCAAGAACCUCGAUCCCAAGACUACAGGCGCGCCUUGGCAACUUCGCUUCUGCUCUCCAUUCCUCGUCAAUGCCCUCUUAGCCGUUAGCUGCCUGUACUCUACCAGCUCAGCAACAUUCAGCGUACCUGGUGAUAUCAGUACUAGAGGCCGCGGAUUCGCCGAGGAGGCUAAACGGUGUCUAGAACUUGAAGACACGCGUCCUCUGUUGCCAGUUGUGCAGGGCCUUGCGCUGAUGUAUGUGUAUGAAGGUGCUUUGGGCGAUGGGAAUACUGCGCUUGAGUUUCAUAGACUUAUGCACCAGCGCUACAUGGAGCUUCGGCUUGAUGACAUACAGCGUUCAACCGACACAGCCAUUGCUGGUUCGAGACAACGUGCUGAAGCCCAUGCUUUAUCCUGGAUACAAUGGGGGUUCUAUGUCUGGGAUUGGAAGCCAAUGCACGGUCUCUGUCGCCGUUUCGUGAUCAAAAAGCCCGCACGGGAGAAAACUUGGCAGCAAGAUAUAACGCCACUGAACAGAAAGGAGAGUCCUGAGUAUUGGUGGUUCCCUUACCCCUUGUCUGCGGAGCCCCAGCGGUCUCUGAAGCGUGAAAUCUUUGAUGUCGAGUGUACUUUCGCCGAGAUUACGGAGCAAGUGCUCGAUUUUAUCAUCCCUAUAGAGCAGGGUGUUUCGCCAUCCUUGAAUGCUGGACGGGCGGUCGAAUUGUACUCACAACUAAUCGAGUGGAAGUUCUCUCUACCAGAACCCCUGAGAGCUGAGAAUGCGGUUCUUCCCGCCGCUCUACUGCUGCAUCUCAGUGUGGAUCUUGUAGCCAUCAGCAUUCUACAACCUUUCGACAAUGUCUCCAAGGCAACCUUUGGCCCCUUUAACCCACGCUCCACCACCUACGCUCAUGCCACAAACGCCAUGUCGACGAUCUGGCAUUUCCGUGCUCUCUACACUCUCCGGAAAGAACAUUGGCUCAUCCAGGCAAGUUCCGUGUGUGCCUUCCGCGUCCUUUUAAUCAUCAAAGAAAGUCCCAUACAGCUCGAAACCUUCAUCAAAGCAUGCCGCGCACUACUAGAACUUGGUGAAGCCUAUCCGGUAGCGGAAACGGUUCGAUACUCCAUCGAGUCGGUUGUCAAGAAUAAAGGGAUAACUUUGCCAACUUAUGCAAAGGAGUACAUGCCUCACGGUUUGGGUGCAGGAGUAGCGGAGCUGACGCACAUCAAGGUCAAGGAUCAUACUGUUAUAGCUGAGAAGGCAUCGGAGAACAACGACGAUAGAUUCGCGUUGACAGGUUUACUUUCGGCGUUAGUGCCCAGUAGGAUGGAGCCUAAUUAG